Molecule: messenger RNA, 795 nt
Organism: Tetrapisispora phaffii CBS 4417
Lineage: Eukaryota; Fungi; Ascomycota; Saccharomycetes; Saccharomycetales; Saccharomycetaceae
Gene: YIP1
Product: transporter YIP1
Exons: 1
Coding region: 1-795 (264 amino acids)
Biological process (GO): vesicle fusion with Golgi apparatus; endoplasmic reticulum to Golgi vesicle-mediated transport
Cellular component (GO): membrane; trans-Golgi network
Source: RefSeq, a predicted model, not a curated record
AUGUCUUACAUUUACCAAAAUAACGCCAAUAGCAACAAUUUUAAUAAUCAAAACACUCAAUAUAACAAUGCUCAAGGUAAUCGAUACCAGAGCCAGAGCCAGAAUUACCAAAUUCCUAAUCAGUUUGAGUCCCUACAAGGUUCCAUGUCAUUUGCUAACCCUCAAGAUGGUAAUAACGGUUCUGGUUUAGGGCUUCAGGCUGACCCUCUACCUUUAGGUUUAUUGCAAGCUUUGUCUACAAGGGGCUAUCCACACGAGCCACCAUUAUUAGAAGAAUUAGGUAUCAAUUUCGAUCACAUCGUUACCAAGACUAAGCUAGUUCUAAUACCAGUGAAAUCUUCUAAUUCCAUAUCACAAGAAAUUUUAAACGAUUCGGAUUUAUCUGGUCCUUUGAUCUUUUUCUUAUUGUUUGGUUUAUUCUUACUUUUAGCCGGUAAAGUACAUUUUGGUUACAUUUAUGGGGUAGCUCUAUUUGGUUCAACCUCAUUGCAUUUGUUGUCAAAAUUCAUGGGUAGCAAUGAAUCAUCUGUGCAAACAAAGUUACAAUAUUUCAAUACUGCCUCUAUUUUAGGUUAUUGUUUCCUGCCUUUAUGCUUCCUUUCCGCAUUCGGGAUCUUCAUCUCAUUAAAUAAUACCCUUGGUUAUACCGCAGCUAUAAUAUUCGUCUUUUGGAGCACAUGGUCUUCAUCAGGCUUCUUUAAUUCCUUGUUACAACUGCAUCAUGCUAGAGCUUUGAUCGCAUAUCCGCUAUUCAUAUUUUACAGUGUUUUUGCAAUAAUGGCCAUCUUCGUGUAA